Molecule: messenger RNA, 1150 nt
Organism: Salvia hispanica
Lineage: Eukaryota; Viridiplantae; Streptophyta; Magnoliopsida; Lamiales; Lamiaceae
Product: squamosa promoter-binding-like protein 7
Cellular component (GO): nucleus
Molecular function (GO): DNA binding
Source: RefSeq, a predicted model, not a curated record
ACUGUCACAUAUCAAUCUUAUCCCCCACACUCUUUAUUUUUUUCUCCCCUACCUUGUUUCCAUAUUUCCUUUCCUUCCUUCUUUUUACAGUAACAAGAAGCAAAUCCCAUUUUUUUUGCAGCACCAUCCAUUACUAUAUAUACAUAAAACACACACAGAGAUACAGAGUUGGUGUAGUAGCUGUGGAAGGAAAAAAAUGGAAUACGGGAGGAGCAGCAGUAACAGUAGCAGUGCAGCAGGAGGGCAUAACGGUAAUAAUGCAUGGGAGGCGAUGCAGAUGCAGGAAGCUGGGUAUCGCAAUCCCGAUCCGCAUCUGACUUGCUUGAAGCUCGGAAAGAGGCAUUACUUUGGGGAUCUGUCUUCUUCUUCUUCUUCUUCUCCACUCAUAAAGAGAUCCAAAGGGCCUUCCUCUGUUCCGCGCUGCCAGGUGGAGGGCUGCCAGGCUGUUCUGCUCAACGCCAAGGAUUACCACCGGCGGCACAAGGUUUGCCAGACGCACGCCAAAGCCCCUAAAGUCGUGCUUCUCGGAAUCGACCAACGCUUCUGCCAGCAAUGCAGCAGGUUUCAUGCCGUUGGAGAAUUUGAUGACACGAAGAGGAGCUGUAGAAGGAGACUGGCAGGCCACAACGAAAGGAGAAGAAAGAGCUCGCAACAACACAUUUCCUCUUUUGCUGCUACCAAAGGCAGGCAGCCGCAUUUAGUGAGCAUGAGCAACAGUGGGUGUGCUCUCUCUCUUCUGUCACACUCACCGGCGAGCUACGGGGCUCCGGAUCUCCCGGCGAGGUGCAGCGCGGCCCUGCGGGAGCUCAUCGCGGAGAAUCGGGCGUCGGUCUUCGAUGCCGCAAAGAUAUGGCCGGGGUGGGCUGAGCCCGAAAGCCGCGGGCACGUGACACUGAAUCUCAUGCAGGGCCCGGAGUCGGCUUUCGGGCUUAUUUUGGGCCACGAUCACCGGCCAUCGGAAGAAGGCGCCGCUGGAGAUUGCUCUGACCUGUGGAACAACCUGCCUUUGGGGUAUUGAUUUUGCGUUUUAACUUUGUUUUUUGUGCAUCUAAACUUGUGGAUAUCAUUUCGCCUUCGCUUGUUAUUUUGUUUAUUAUUGUAAACCUCUACUUAUUUUCUCUAGUAAUAAUAUGACAAGAAUUAAAGAUUA